AUGACCUCUGACAACGGCGACGAACCCUCGGGGCGGCCUGGAGGAACAACGAAUACUGAGGGUGGAACUGGGCCAGAUCCGUCCGAAGGCGGCAAUAAAAUCGAAGAACAGCUUCCUCCUCUCCCCCCGAGACCUCCCCUCCUCCAGGCGACAGAUCGGCCAGCUUCCCCUAAGUCUACGAGCAGGCCGACGUGGCAGGCAAAGGCUACAACGGCGCUGUCUUCAUUGGAUAUACAGACCAUGUCAUUUCCUGACGGGUCCAGAGGAACCUUCUCAAUACCCAGCAGUCGAACUGUAUCUGAAUCUAUGGACGGGCUGCCUGGAGAGCUGAAUACACCUAGUAGGAAGGUCAGUCGCAGUGGAAGCGAAUUGGAUGAUAGUGCAAGUCUCAUGAGCUGUGCACCAACACUGCGAGCGAAUGGAGAUCUUGCAAGUCUCCUCGAUGAAGGGCUCAACGCGCAGAGCCCGGCUUGGCGAAUGCUCAGUUCACAAGUGGAAGCCCCGAAUCCCUUUGAGACGAUAGAAUACGAUGAUACAUUGUUACCUAACUAUGAGCACGAGUUUGAUGAGAUAGAAGCGGUGGAUAGUAAAGGAGGGAAUGAAGAAGAGAUACUCCUGAAAUGGAAGUCAAAGCUCAAGCACUACCUGAUUUUAUCAUCGGCGGGCAAGCCAAUUUAUAGCCGACACGGUGAUCAGAAUCUUAUAAAUGGCUACAUUGGCAUCAUACAGACCAUCAUAUCGUUCUUUGAGGGCACAAAUGAUCCAUUAAUGGGCUUCACGGCAGGACGUACGCGAUUUGUCGUAACCACCGAAGGGCCGCUCUACUUUGUGGCUAUAAGUAGGCUAGGGGAGAGUGAUGCCCAGCUUCGAUCACAAUUGGAUGCGCUUUACAUGCAAAUUCUGUCAACAUUGACCCUACCCACCCUGACACAUUUGUUUUCAAAUAGACCGAACACAGAUCUCCGUAGACCACUGGAAGGCACAGAGACUUUACUAUCAUCUCUUGCCGAUACUUUCACAAAAGGCUCCCCAUCUGCUCUGCUCUCAGCGCUCGAAUGUUUGAAAAUUCGAAAGUCACAGCGGCACGUGAUCAACAAUACAUUGCUGAAGGCUCGCACAGAUAAGCUACUCUAUGGCCUCAUUGUUGCCGGUGGGAGACUUGUCAGUGUUGUCAGACCCAAGCGACAUUCUCUUCAUCCCGGUGAUCUCCAGUUGAUCUUCAACAUGCUUUUCGAAGCCAGGAGUGUCAAGGCUGGAGGUGGGGAGAAUUGGAUCCCUAUAUGUCUUCCUGGCUUCAAUAAUACAGGAUAUCUGUACAUGUAUGUGAGUUUCUUGGGCACUCACGAGGAGGAUGGAAAUUCGGAUGAUGUGCCCUCGACAGCUGGCAGCACGGGUCCAGAAAACGAAGUGGCAGUGCUACUCAUCAGUGCGGACAAGGAGAGCUUCUACGAGCUGAAGCAAAUGCGAGACGAUGUUGUCAGCCAGCUCGAGAGCAACGGGAGUAUGGAUAUUAUUAAAGCCGCAGUCCAUCGCGGUCGCCCAAGCACCACGGACAUCGUUCCCGGAACCCAAUUGCGGCACUUUCUCUACAAGUCACGCUCAAACGUCCAAUUCACUAUGCCAUCCUUCUCUCCACAUUUCAGCAGCCUUAUUGCUCGUCGAAGACUCAUGAGCCUAUAUCAUAAUUUACACGCUUCGACACACGCAAAACAUUCCCAUCUCAAAGUUAUCCACUGCGUAAGCCGCGACAGCGUGUCUCUCGCAUGGACCACCCCUUUUUUCGAAUUCUAUUGCGUCGCGGGUCCGAAUACAUCCCGCGCGAGCCUCGCUCAGGGCGCAAACAAGAUCAUCCAAUGGGUAAAGCGUGAAGAGGAACGGGUCUUUAUAAUAGGCGGUGCUGUAUUUUAA
Messenger RNA from Amorphotheca resinae ATCC 22711, 1908 nucleotides. RefSeq lists its product as hypothetical. Gene Ontology annotation, biological process: protein targeting to vacuole; vesicle-mediated transport. Lineage: Eukaryota; Fungi; Ascomycota; Leotiomycetes; Helotiales; Amorphothecaceae. The transcript has 3 exons. The coding region runs from base 1 to 1908 and encodes 635 amino acids. Gene Ontology annotation, cellular component: fungal-type vacuole membrane; Mon1-Ccz1 complex. The record is from RefSeq and is a predicted model, not a curated record.